Messenger RNA from Cadophora gregata, 750 nucleotides. RefSeq lists its product as uncharacterized. The record is from RefSeq and is a predicted model, not a curated record. The transcript has a single exon. Bases 1 to 750 code for a protein of 249 amino acids. Lineage: Eukaryota; Fungi; Ascomycota; Leotiomycetes; Helotiales; Ploettnerulaceae.
AUGUCGACCUCUAAAAUCACUGUCCUCGUGACAGGCGGCAACAACGGCAUCGGCCUUGCUGCAUGCCAACUUUUCGCUACCCAACCCAAUUACCACACUAUCAUGGCUAGUCGUUCUAUUGACAAGGGACAAAAAGCACUCGCAUCAAUCCAGUCUUCAAAUCCGGUUGGUUCGAUCUCUCUAGUUCAGCUGGACAUCACCUCGGACUCCUCUAUCGCCGCAGCCGUGGAAGAAGUCAAGUCCAAACACGGACACUUAGAUGUACUGAUCAACAACGCCGGAAUUUGCCCCAUGGACUUCUCUCGAACUGUUCUCCGCGAUGCUCUUGAAACAAAUGCCAUCUCACCCUCAGUGGUAACAGAAGCUUUCGCACCGCUCCUCCUGAAAUCCAGCAGCCCUCGCAUCAUCUAUGUUACUUCCGCCCUGGGAUCAAUCCACAAUCGUGAAGAUCCCAAGAACAACGCUUACAAUGAAGCGUACAAAGCGUAUCGAAUCAGUAAAGCUGCGUUGAAUAUGGUUGUGGCGUGUGACGCUUGGGAGUAUCGGGACAAGGCAAAGGUGUUUGCAUUUUGUCCUGGAUAUGUGAUCAGUGAUUUGGCAGGGCAAAGGGAAGCAAAAGAGAAGGCUGGAUUUGCAAAGAGUCCUGAGGGAAGUGCGAGGGGGUUAUUUGCUAUUGCGUCCGGGAAACGGGAUGAGGAGAAUGGGCUGUUUUUACAUGAUGAGAAGGCUGGGGAGGUGUAUCCUUGGUGA